AUGACUUGUUGCUCUCAUCUUUUCAGAAAAAUAAAGUCUUCACGAUUCGCCGGAAUCGAUAUAGAUAUUUCAGAACUUCACAAUGUCAAAAUUUACACUUACAAGGAACUCCGAAUUGCCACCGCAGGGUUUAGUCUUGCUAACAAGAUAGGGCAGGGAGGUUUUGGAAAUGUUUAUAAGGGAAAGUUGAGAGAUGGUUGUACGGUAGCUAUAAAGGUUUUAUCAGCUGAAUCAAAACAAGGGGUCCAAGAGUUCUUGACAGAAAUCAAGGUGAUUUCUAGUAUAGAACAUGAAAAUCUAGUGAAGUUAUAUGGAUGCUGUGUGGAAGACAAUCAUAGGAUUUUGGUAUAUGGCUAUCUUGAGAACAACAGCCUAGCACAAACACUUCUUGGUCAUAGUAACAUAAAAUUUAGUUGGGAUGUCAGGCGCAACAUUUGCGUAGGUGUUGCUCGAGGGCUUGCGUUCCUUCAUGGAGAGGUUCGGCCACAUAUCAUUCAUAGAGAUAUAAAAGCCAGCAAUGUAUUACUUGACACAAAUCUCCGUCCCAAAAUUUCUGAUUUUGGCCUUGCAAAGCUCAUUUCUCCAAACCUGACCCAUAUUAGUACAAGGGUUGCUGGAACUGCUGGUUAUGUGGCACCUGAGUAUGCAAUUCGAAAUCAAGUGACAAGAAAAUCAGACAUCUAUAGUUUUGGAGUGUUACUGCUAGAAAUUGUUAGUGGGAGACCAAACACAAAUAGACGCUUACCGGUUAAAGAACAAUAUCUUCUUACAAGGGCAUGGGAUUUGUAUGAGAAAGGGGAGCUAAAAACUUUGGUUGAUUCUUUUCUAGAAGAGGACUUCAGUGUUGAGGAGGCAGUCAAAUUUUGCAAGAUUGGUCUUGUUUGCACCCAGGAUUCUCCUCAGUUCCGGCCUUCUAUGUCCACUGUGCUUAAAAUGCUUAUUGGUGAAAAAGAUGUGAAUGAGGAUAAUAUAAUAAAACCAGGCAUAAUAUUUGAAUUUGUAGAUGCCAAUGGCCAAGAGGAUAAAAGAUGCAAGGCUGAACUGAAAAGCACAUGUACUUCUUUGUUGCCUAAUUCAGGGAAGCAACAUGAUUCAUCUUCAUCAGGAACCUCUUUUGCUACCAUGUCUUUCACUGCUAUUUCUGAUCGAACCAAUUAA
Molecule: messenger RNA, 1158 nt
Organism: Lathyrus sativus (Indian pea)
Lineage: Eukaryota; Viridiplantae; Streptophyta; Magnoliopsida; Fabales; Fabaceae
Source: the annotation of a GenBank genome assembly